This is a messenger RNA of Tribolium castaneum (red flour beetle), 649 nucleotides long. RefSeq names its product gustatory receptor for sugar taste 43a. Gene Ontology annotation, cellular component: dendrite; membrane; axon. The record is from RefSeq and is a predicted model, not a curated record. NCBI's taxonomy places the organism in Eukaryota, Metazoa, Arthropoda, Insecta, Coleoptera, Tenebrionidae. Bases 7 to 600 code for a protein of 197 amino acids. The transcript is spliced from 5 exons. Gene Ontology annotation, biological process: chemosensory behavior; male courtship behavior; sensory perception of taste.
UCCACUAUGGUCAUAGAGUUGCUUUUCUGGCACUUUGUGCAUUUGAUUCAAAUUAGAAUCGGUGUCAUGAAUGAAAAGUUGGCAAAAAUGCUUGUGACUGGGUUAAACAGUGUCACCACAUUAAAAAAACUUCAGGAUUUAGUUAAAGGCUAUGAAAAACUGAUCGGAGCUACAAAUUCAGUUAAUGAUUGUUACGGAUUCCCAAUUUUGGUCAUAAUUUUAGGUUGUUUGGUUCAUUUAUUAGUUACACCAUAUGAUGUCUAUUCUAUAAUCAUGAGCACAGGCGAUAGCACUUCAAUAUUGUCUCAAACAGUUUGGAUGACUGCUCAUAUUUUGCGUUUAUUCUUGAUUAUAGAACCUUGUCAUGGAUGUUUCGUUAAGGCAAAAGAAACAUCUCAACUGGUUUGCAAAUUACUCUGUUUGAGUGUAAACCAAGAAGUGAGAAAAUCAUUGGAAUUUUUUCUGAUGUAUUUAGGAGAAUGUAAAAUUGAGUUUUCGGCUUAUGGUUUCACUAAAAUCAAUCGAGGGUUGUUAACUACGAUUGCUGGGGCUAUUACGACAUAUUUAGUCGUUUUGUUUCAGUUUAAUAAAAACGGUUGAUUGUCGUUUUUUGAAGAAACAAAAUAUCUACAAAUUGAUUUAUAACUAA